AUGACGUCGAGCCUUUCUAAAAUUCUCCAAUCGACAACUUCCUCCACUAACGAGACCUCCAAACCAACUUCGACAGCGCCGAAAGAGGCCUCUUAUCCGCAUCCUACUAUUUCCAAGGGUAGUUGUCGAUCUGGGAAGUCUGAAUCAUUUCCUCUCACCAGACGAUGCCUGUGUCUCAUCAUUGUCUCUGGACUACCUACCUCAGGCAAGUCGACACGAUCACAACAACUCUACAAUUACCUCUCCAAUCGUAUCGCCGAUUCGAAAUAUCGCCUACACCUCAUCUCUGAUGAGUCCCUCUCCAUCUCCCGUUCCGUUUACGAUCUUUCAAGUCUCCCAGCACAUACCAGGUCUGCCAACGCCUCAGAGAAGGAUGCUCGCGCUACAAUCUAUGGCGCCGUGAAGCGCGUACUUAGCGACAAGGAUAUCGUGAUUCUUGAUGGCUUAAAUUACAUCAAGGGUUGGCGAUACCAACUACACUGCGAAUCUAAGGCUGUGCGCACACCGAGCUGUAUACUGCAGAUUGGAUGUUCAGUGGAUAAGGCACGGGAGGUUAACGAGGCCAGACUAGAGAAGAGAGAGGCUGGGGCAUCCAGGGCUGUGAAUAAAGAAGAAGAAGCAACGUCUUCAGCUACAACUUCCGGUGAUAUGAUCGUGGACUCUGCAGAGCCGUACGAGCCCGGCAACUGGGACAACUUAGUCUUUCGAUACGAAGAACCCAAUCCGAUGACCAGGUGGGACAGUCCUCUCUUCACACUUAUCUGGGAGGACGAUGAUGCCCAAACCAACAAGGUCUUCUCCGACCUCUGGGACGCAAUCGCCGGUGAAGCCCGCAAGGUUGUGCGUCCGAAUCAAGCAACGAUACAGCGCGGCCGCGAGGAGAGUGGCGACUACUUGUAUCUCCUGGAUCGCGAGACGUCGGAUGUUGUGAAGCGCAUAGUCGAAGCACAGCGAGAGGGUGACGAUGUUGACGAGGUACGGAUACCGUCUGGCUCUGUAGAACUGACGAUACAUUUGCCCACGGGGAAAAAGGUUGGCCUCCCGCAAUUACAAAGACUAAGGCGGGCGUUCAUGGGGCUGAAUAGAGGUGGUAUUGGAUUGGAGGCUGUGGGCGAUAUGAAGUCUUCACGGCUGAGAGACACCUUUGUGACGUAUCUCAAUGAUGCGUUUGAGAAGGAUGAGUAG
Fusarium mangiferae is the source of this 1185-nucleotide messenger RNA. RefSeq lists its product as uncharacterized. The coding region runs from base 1 to 1185 and encodes 394 amino acids. Lineage: Eukaryota; Fungi; Ascomycota; Sordariomycetes; Hypocreales; Nectriaceae. The transcript is spliced from 2 exons. The record is from RefSeq and is a predicted model, not a curated record.